Synchiropus splendidus (mandarinfish) is the source of this 4278-nucleotide messenger RNA. RefSeq names its product complement component 6 (gene c6.2). Gene Ontology annotation, molecular function: protein binding. Gene Ontology annotation, biological process: immune response. The transcript has 21 exons. Bases 184 to 3513 code for a protein of 1109 amino acids. The record is from RefSeq and is a predicted model, not a curated record. Lineage: Eukaryota; Metazoa; Chordata; Actinopteri; Syngnathiformes; Callionymidae. Gene Ontology annotation, cellular component: membrane attack complex.
AAGGUGACUCCUGUCGGUCCUACGGCUUCCUGUCCCUCGUCCUCCGUUGAUCACGCGGACGUCUGCGGCAGCCUCCACCAGACCGCAGACCGUUGGACGCGCUGGCACGCGGCGGUUCCUGUUUGGCGGAACGGCGAUUCUGCAUUUCUGCGAGUGAGUCCAUCUGUGCUAGCCCGUGCAUGAAUGUGUUCUGCACCGUACGGGCGGAGAAGGCGCCCAAGAUCCGCGGGAAGCAUCGCUCCCAGAGGGGGUUUGGCGGAGCCGGGAGAGGCGGCCCUGGACGACAGCAGGAAGACAGUGCAGGAGUUCAACUCCCUGGUGGCUCUGUACCGGGAGCAGGUCAUAUCUGUGGGGGAGAUCUCAGCUGACUGUCACUCUCUGCGGGUACACAUGCACCACGCAAGGGCCAGAGGGUGCUCCAUGGCACGGGCGGCCCACCAAGACCUCGCACUCAUGUCUGUGACAGGGCCAGAAGACGGAGAGAUCCACCCUGACAUCUGCCGCCUCUUCAUCCAGCUGCAGUGUUGUCUGGAGAUGUUUAUUACUGAGAUGCUCAAGUCCAUGUGCAUGCUCAGAGUGCUGCAGCUGCAAAAGAGAAGACCUGAAGGGCCAGAGUCUGAACCCAAGAUGGAUUUUAGGAUGGAUGAAAGCUCUGACGUUCCCAUCCUUGAAGACCGUUCCUCCUCCCCGAUUGAUUUCCCUCAUGAACUGUGGCUGGUUGAAACAGAUAUUGAUAACAUAGAACGCUUUUUCUUCACACUGCUGCAACUCCUCAGCUGGGGGUCGCUUAGUCUUGCUUGUUUCUGUGACCGCUACCCCUGGAGCUCCUGGUCCAUCUGCUCCAAGACCUGCAACCAUGGCACUCAGCACAGAAGCAGGAAUGUCAUGUAUGAUGAUUAUUUUUGGAAGAACAGUUGCCAACAGCUGUGCCAGACAAAAGAUAUAAGAGCAUGUCAUGAACAGUCGUGUCCGAUCGACUGUGUGUUGAACGAGUUCGGAUCCUGGUCAGACUGCUCCUCCUGUACCAAGAAACAGUAUCGGACACGGUCGGUUCAAAGGCCAGCCCAGUUUGGGGGCUCAGCAUGCAGCGAGCAGCUGACAGAGGAGAGAGCCUGCCAUCCCUCCAGUGACUGUAUGAUACCACAGAUGGACUGCAAAGACAAAUUUAAGUGUGAUAAUGGUCGCUGCAUCAACACAACCCUGACGUGUAACAGACAGAAUGACUGUGGAGACAAUUCUGAAGAGAGAAACUGCGACAGCUACAGCACUGUGUGUCCGACAGAGAAAAGAGUGGCACCGGGGGCCGACCUGGUGGGGAAUGGGUUUGAUGCUCUGGCUCAGGAGUCUAAAGGAGCUGUGCUGGACAACAUGUUCAUGGGAGAAAGUUGCACCAUAAAGAGACCUGCGAGCACUUUGCUGUAUCACAGAAUCCCUCACAACUUUGAGAGCUUUAACAUUAAGGUAGGAGAGAUUGGUGACUUCAACAAUGAGCCACAGAAGCUGCACAGCGAGACUAUAAAUUUGAAGAGGUCCUCAUCAUCGACGCAUGAACAGUGCAUUGACAUCUUCAGGAAGAAUGUCUGCUUCCAGCUGAGUUCUAACAGGAACGCAUUUGAGGCUUCAAAGAAGACGGACUCCGAGUUCAUCCGGAUUCAUCAGGUCCUUCCAGUGUCCACCUUCAAAGUUCGUGCUCCAGAUGAUUUGGUCUUGUCUGGACCUUUCCUGCAGUUCCUCCAUGCCCUCCCUCUGGAGUACAACUACGCCCUCUACAGGGAGAUCUUCCUGCAGUUUGGGACGCACUACUACAGCUCGGGCACUCUGGGGGGACACUACGACAUGUUAUACCAGUACAGUCGAGAGGAACUGAGAAGCUCAGGUGAGUCAGAGGAGCACAUCCAAGGAUGUUUGGCCAGAGAGAUCGCCUGGACCGCCGUCCUCUACACUCAACACCGGGGUCAUUCCAUGUGCAGGAGCAACAAGAUGACUGAAAAAUAUCAAGGCUCGUAUGUCAAAGCAGCACAAAAGUCCUUCUCCCAGGUGAAGGGAGGUCGAGCCAGAGAAGCUGCUUCCCUGGCCUGGGAGGGAGAGGACGUCACUCCAAACCAGGCGGCCUACAGGAACUGGGUUCAGUCUGUCCUGGACAACCCUGCUGUAGUGAGCUAUGAGGUGCUCUCCAUCAUAGACUUGGUGAAGGGGAUCCCAUGUGCCGUGACAAAGAGGCGGCACUUGAGACGAGCCCUGCUGCAGUACCUCCAGGAGUUUGACACGUGCAAGUGUUCUCCGUGUCCCAACAAUGGCAGGCCAGUUCGCUCUGGGGGCGAGUGCAAGUGUGUUUGCCAGACUGGGACAUUCGGAGAAAACUGUGAGCUGAGAGCGCCGGACUACACCUCAGAGAGAGUGGACGGCUAUUGGAGCUGCUGGGGGCCAUGGACCAGAUGUGGUGCCUUCAUGAAGAGACAUCGGACCCGGCGCUGUGAUAACCCCGCGCCCCAGGCAGGGGGGAAGCCCUGCGAGGGUCCUGACAGAAAUGAGGAGUCAUGUCACGUCUCAAUUUUUGAGAAAAAAGAGACCUGCGACAAUGACGAUGACUACACGGUGGGCUUGAUGACGGAGCUUCCCCCGGGUGUGCAGGGUUGUCUCAGACCCACAACACCUGCAAACAGCUUCCUCCGGAAAGCAAAGGAGUACUAUUACUUUGGAGAGGAUGAGGAGUUCCAGUGUUUCACUGGAUUUGACCUGAUAGGUUUUCAAUACAUCAACUGUCUUCCUGAUGGGACCUGGACUGCCCCGAAGGGACAGUGCACCAGAAGGAUAUGUCUUCCUCCGGAAAUCCCAGAAGACAUGGAGCUGUUCCCGACCAAAGAGGAGUACAAAGUUGGUGAUUCGAUCGGGCUGGAUUGCAGGGAGCCAAAAUUGUUCCCCCAUCCGUCAGGAUUCUAUCAGUGCAGCAGCAGCUUCAGCUGGGAGCCGACUUUACCUGCCAGUCUGCGCUGCACUGCGGAAAUACCUGGUGAGGUAGACACGUCAUGCGGUCCAGGACAGAGACGGCAGAACUCCAAAUGUGUCUGUGUCCCGCGCCAGAGCUGCAUGUCGGAUCCAAAUGACAUCUGCGUCCUGAAUUCGGACCUUGACUUGACCCUGUCCAUGUCCACCUGCUAUUUCACUGCCGCACGGUGCCAUGGGGAUCCUCUCUUCUUUAUCAGCGAUAAUUUGUGCAGCGCUAUCGAUGCAGCCAAACUUGACUGGGGAAGGUUCAGAGUACAAUUUGGGCUGAAGAGUUCCGUUCAGGAGCCCUGCGGUUUGGACAUUUGUUAUGAGUGGGAGACCUGCUCUGCUUCCCAGAAGUGCGAGUGCAGACCAGCUAACCAGUGUCCUCGCUCCGGAGAGCACAAGUUCUGCGUGAGGUUGCUCCGAAUGCAGAGGAUUCGCCGCAUGGACCUGUGCUCAAUGGCUGCCAUUAAAUGUGUUGGUUAUGACCUGGAGAUCGUCGACAUGGGGUUAUGUGAGAGCUGAACAUUUAUCUUUUCAAACAACACAAGCAAAAUGCCUUGAAUUCUGAAGACUGUCGUGACAUAUAUGCAGUGCACUAAGGAGUUCAGUCUUCUGGUCUUACGCCUCAUUGUGAUCUCUAUGAGUGGCUGUUUUUGACCCUGUACAAUAUAGACACAAGUCAUCUGUUAUCAUUUUAUUAUUUUCUUUUAACCAAAAAAAUCACAGCAUACGAUAUUGUCUAAAACCAUUUGCGUUUGGUAUGUAAAGAACACAAAAACUAAUUAGUUUUGUGCUUUUGUUUAAUUAGAAGUUCAGAAAAAAAAACGCUCCAAACAUUUCUGAAUUAUUUGUUUUCUCUAAAAUGAGCUUGGUAAACUGAUUUCUUCCUGCUGAAGCUGGAAGGUGAGCCUUCUUCAUUCACAACACUAUGUCCACAUUUCAUAAAUCCAGUACCGUUUUGCCUGCCAGUUUUGUUUUUUUACCCUUAGCGAUUAUCUUCUGCUAUUCUUCACAUGUACAGUAGUUUUCUACUUUUGCCGUAAUACUUGUCAAUAAAGCAAACGUAAAGUCACAACUUGAAUGGCCUUUUUUCUUCAGGUUUCCAAGACAGUGUUGCAAACCGUUUUCGUUAUCUACAUUCACCUUAAUGGUCGGAGUCUGUGCAAGCAUCGAUACUGAUAACAGCAAUCCUCUCUCCGGAGCACCUCCUGGCAGCAGCUCGGCAUUCGCUCACAGUCUCCAUGCCAGCGGCAGUUCGGAUACACAGCGGGGUGGAAUCUUCCGAGC